UGCUUUUUUUUCCUCAUAGGUAAUAGCUAUACUGCUCAAGUCUGAAACUGAAACUCCCCCGAAUCUCUCUCUCUCUCUCUCUCUCUCUCUCUCUCUCCAGAAUCCAUUCAAUUCAAUUGGAAAGUCGAUUUCUUGUCUGGCUGGACAGAUUAAACCCUUGUUAUAAAAAGACAGUGAGCUCUCUUGCAGCCAUUUCUUUGUGUCUCGCUUGCUGCCCACUAGAGAGAAAGAGAGAAAGAGAGAGAUCAUCAUCACCAUCAUCAUCAUCAUCAUCAUCAUCAUCAUCAUCAUCAUCAUCAUGUAUCAUGGGAAAUAUGAUUAUUACGGCAAGAAGAGCGGACAGAUUCCGAGGUUUGGAGAGUGGGAAGAUGCCAACGAAAUGCCCAUCACUCAAUACUUCGAGAACGCAAGACAAGCUGGUCUCCUCCGUGAUAACACCGCUCACAUCCACACUUCGUCUUCGUCAUCUUCUUCCUCUUCUGCAGAAGCCCUAAAAGCUUCUUCUUACUACUCCCAUGGCCGUCCACGGACUCUUCCUCCUUCCAGACAGAAGACGGUGGCGGCGGGGGCAACGAAGGAGAAAAGGGGCCCACAACAACAAAGGCGUGUGCGUGACGUCAGCGGACAUGCAGGAAAGCAAUACGCAUACGGCAGCGAGGCCAAGCAUUACCAAAACGACGCGGUAGUGCGGCCUUCGAGGCCCAAGCCCGUCGACGAAGAUCUCUACAAGAUCCCUCCCGAGCUCCUCCAUUCUUCCAAGAGGAAGAGAAUGCCGGGACUCUUGUCAUGCUUGGUCCCAUGCGCAUCUUGAAAUAAGAAGUCGAAGUCAUGAAGUAUCUAUGAGUUUGCUUUGUUAAUCUCAAUAUAUUUAGGGAAUAUAAUACUAAUGGUUUUAUACCAAACAAAUGGAAAUGAAAUCUAGUAGCCUUCUGUUUUUUUUUUUUUUGUGUUCUCCUUAUGCCUUGUGUUUUUACUUGAAUUUCAUGGAAAAGGGUUAUGUUAAUUUCA
Tarenaya hassleriana is the source of this 1008-nucleotide messenger RNA. RefSeq lists its product as uncharacterized. The coding region runs from base 299 to 811 and encodes 170 amino acids. The transcript has 4 exons. The record is from RefSeq and is a predicted model, not a curated record. Lineage: Eukaryota; Viridiplantae; Streptophyta; Magnoliopsida; Brassicales; Cleomaceae.